GGGAUUCACACUUGUUCAGUUGAAGACAGUGCAAAAUGAAGACCUAUAUCGUGCUAAUUGUUCUUUCAUUGGCUUGUGGAAGUUAUGCUGCAAGUGUAAAAGCAUUAAGAGAUUUAAUUACCCCUAAAAGCGAUGCAGCAGUGCAAAUUUGUGGAAAUGGUUACGGCGCAAAAUGUUUUGAUUGUUCUACAAUGUUGACGUGUCUUGGACCCACGAUAACUCCUGUACACACCACAUGUCCUUCAGAUAAGCCUUAUUGCGAUAUAAGCCGAAAUAUUUGUACAUCACUUCCACCAGUUGGACAAGACUGCGAUGUUCCCUACACAAAGACCUAUCUUUGCAUGACCUCCCCUGAUGGUUUCUACCCUCAUCCUUACGAUUGCGAAAGAUUCUUUGAGUGCUACAGAGGUGAAUUGUACGAACACUUUUGCUCGCCAGGCUAUGUUUGGUCAACCAAAGGAAUGGAAUGUAAACGGCUGACAUCCCAUUCGCAAGACUGUGGAUUAAUCCAAUGUACAGAAGAAGGUGAUGCUCCACUGUCCAAUAAUCCCAACUUCUUCGGAAUUUGCCCACAAAAUGGCAAUAUGAUCGACAUUUUGGUUCAAAAAUGUGAUGGAAUUAGUAUUUUCCGUCCAGAGAGUGGAUGUACAAUUGAAUGCCCCUCUGAAGGGCUAUUUCCAAUGUCCGACAACAGCCCAACAUACAUUCGAUGCUACACAAAUGGACAUGAGUUAGUUUAUGAUUUGCUCGAAUGCUAUGGAGAUCGUAUCUUUGAUGCAGAUAAGAAAGUCUGUGUUGAAAGAUCAUAAAUUGCUGUUAAACAUGCCAGCAUCGAGCUUUUUAUGGAAAGUUAUGAGUGCGUUGGGUGAGAUCUAGUCUUUUGUAGAACAUAUGUAGCAAAAAGUCAGAAUCAAAUAAAUAUUUAAAAUAAACUGAUUCUGUAGUACUUUUUUGAAUUCUUUUUUUUUUCUUCUCUCCCUGAGAUAACAUAAAAUAAUCUAUAUAGACCAGACAAGCGUAUAAAGAAGGAAUUAUCAAAAAGAUUUGAUUGAAGAACAUUCUAUCUGUGAUUUACUGAUAAACCAACAAGUUCGUAGAUAAAGAAUGAUUUCCAAGAAUUUUUAUUUUUUUUAUAAGAGCUCAAAAAUGUUUUUUUAGGUUAAUAUUGCUGACCAAUUUAGAAAAAUUCACGAAAUUAUCUUAACAAUCAAUCAAUGUCUGAGUAAAUAUUUAUAAGAAUUUGGUCAAACAUUAAAUCAAUAAAUAAUCACAAAAAAGAGAGAUAAUAUUGCGCGAGAUGGUAUAAAAGAUGAUUUCCCAGCAUAGGUAGACUACAGUUUCUCAUGAAAAGUUCAAAAAAUAAGUGUUACAAAAUGGAAUUGUUCAAAGUGGCAUCAAUUUUAGCUUUACUUGGAGACUUUCAAAGCUGUUCUAUGCUUGUAGCAGCCACUCCUUUACAGUCUGCAGACAAUACUCUGAAUUUUCCUGCUGUGGUAAGUCAGUGAAAAUUUUUAGAAGAUUUUGUUAAAGAAUAUAAAUUAAUGAAAACCCUUAUAUUAGAAUGAACCAGAUGAUGAGGAAGUUAUGCAGAUCUUAUGCAUGCAAAUGGGUUUCUUCCCUCAUCCAACUGACUGCAAUCAAUUCUUUGAGUGCUACACCGGUCAUCCUGCUUUCAAGUAUCGCUGCCCCCCAAAUUAUGUUUGGGCAAUGGAUGGAAUGAAGUGUAAACUCAUGAAGAGAUUAGAAGACUGUGGGACACUUCAGUGUGAACCAAGAGAUUUUGUUGCACCCUUAUCCAACAACCCGAGGUAUUAUGGGAUAUGCCGUGGUGGUGGAAUGAACGUAAUUGCAAUGUAUAGUUGUCCGGAGAACUUCAUUUUUAUACGAAGACAAGGUUGUACAUUUAUCUGUCCUUCCGAAGGACUAUUUCAAAGUGGUUAUUGGAUAGAUGGAGCAAUUUACUAUCGGUGUUACACAAAUGGAAAAGAGUUAAUAUAUAUAAAAGAGGAAUGUACCGCAAAUCGUAUUUUUGAUGAAAAAGAACAAAGAUGUGUACCGCAUCCAGAAUCUUCGGUUUCAUAGAAAGAGAAAAUUCCCGAAGAAACAUUUGAGGCACCUGAGGAAUAUUUAUUGUUAAAAACAUGAUACUUUGAAAAUUUAAACUGAACUGGACAAAUUAAUCCUUUACGUGGCUUCCCUGCCGAAGAAAAAAUUCUAUUAUAGAGAUAAAAGUCAAGAAAUAAACCAAAUAAUAAAAAUAAAAAGGCGUUUUCUCUAUCCUGAUAAAAAUAUAGAUAAUCUGAUUAUUUCUCAAUACAUAAAGCAUAAAAAUGGUUAUAAAAGAAUCAAAGUUAUUACAAGAUUUUGACAAAAUGCGUCAAUACAAUAAAAGAAAACAGAUAGCGUCUUAUUGAUCUUGCCAUGUAUAAAAGAGAGUUUUUUCAGAAAGGUGCAGCACAGUUUCUUGCAAAGUGUUGUGAAAUUCUUUUGAAAAUCUUGAAAAUGAAGUGGUUGAAAGUUCUUCUUUUCUCAUUUGUAAGUUUAUUGAAAACAUUUUUUUGAGUUAAAUAAUUACAGGAUGUUCAUUUGUCUUUUGAUAAAUAUAGGUAUGUUGUGGCUAUGCUGCUUUUGCAGAAAAUUCUUCUUUGUAUUAUGCUGAAAAUCUUAGAGAACUUUGCGGUCCUAAUUAUGGACUUAAAUGCUACAGUUGCUCACAAAUGGCGGUUUGUCUUGGGCCUGAUAUGGAGCCUCAAUUGGCCACAUGUGGUCCAGAUAAACGAUAUUGCGAUAGAAAAACUGCUUUUUGUAUAUCAGAGCAGCCAGAUGAACCAGAAUGUGAUAAUCUUCCUACAUUGGACUACUCAUGCCCAGACCUUGAUGGUUUCUACCCUCAUCCCACAGACUGUUCUCAAUACUUUGAGUGCAUUAAUCAGAAAGCCUUCAUCCACAACUGCCCACCUGGCUAUGCGUGGGAUACUCAAGGAAUGAGAUGCAAGCAAAAGAGAACAGCAAGUGAUUGUGGUGUGAUCAACUGCAAAUAUACAGACACUUCAGUUCCUUUGUCCAACAAUGCCACAUUUUACGGACUUUGCCAUUGGAAUAACAAUUUCGAUAAAAUAGCAGUAAGACAGUGCCCAGGAAGAAUGAUUCACAUUGCCAAUCAGGGAUGUGUCUUUGUCUGUCCUUCUGAAGGAGUAUUUAAGGAUGAUGAAGAUGCGGGUUACUACUACGAAUGCUACUACUAUGGAGGAAAAUUGGUGCAUGAUAGAAAGAGAUGCGUCCUGCAUCGUCUUGAGAAUCGUCGAUUUGAUGAGAAUCUUCAGCGAUGUGUUUAGUACGUUGUUCUGACUAAAACCCUUUUUGCUGAAGAAAAGUUACCCUCAAGAAAAAUUUCUAUGAACUUGAAAAGAGUUUAAACAUCAAAAGCUUACCUCAAAGGCCUCAAUGAAUUAAAAAAAAUCUUUGUAAUUAUUUAAACAAUCAUAUUAGGCUUGAAGGGAUUGAAGCAACGCAUUUUUAAUUGAAUAUUUUUUUUAUUGCUGAAAUAUUUAUUGAAUAUCCGAAAUAAAAGAGUUCUCUUUUGUCCUUGAAUAAAA
This is a messenger RNA of Lutzomyia longipalpis, 3596 nucleotides long. RefSeq lists its product as uncharacterized. Gene Ontology annotation, cellular component: extracellular region. Bases 2718 to 3335 code for a protein of 205 amino acids. The transcript is spliced from 5 exons. Gene Ontology annotation, molecular function: chitin binding. The record is from RefSeq and is a predicted model, not a curated record. Lineage: Eukaryota; Metazoa; Arthropoda; Insecta; Diptera; Psychodidae.